UCAAAGGCAGAGAAAAGCAUGGUUGGGCUUUGUUUUAUUUUGUAGUAUAAAAGGUUGAAAGAAUUGUACUAACAACUAAAAUACGUAGAGAAUCCCUGAAAAACCCUCUCUGAAUCUGAGCCACCACCAUGGAUAGCCUCCUCAGCAUGAAGGACUUUGAAUUAGAGCCCAAGAAUCCCUCCCCCGAAGCCCUCCGCCGCUGGAGAUCCGCCGUCAGCUUAGUCAAGAACCGCCGCCGCCGAUUCCGCAUGGUCGCCGACCUCGACAAACGCGACCAAGCUCAACAGAUUAAGCACGGUAUCAAGGAAAAAAUUCGGAUUGCUCUCUAUGUUCAAAAGGCAGCAUUGCAAUUCAUUGAUGCGGGUAGUCGAGUUGAAUAUAAGCUACCAGAAGAGGCAAGACAAGCUGGUUUUGGCAUUCAUCCCGAUGAAAUCGCAGCCAUUGUUCGUGGACAUGAUUUUAAGAACUUGAUGAAUAUUGGCGGAGUUGAAGCUAUUACAAGGAAACUUGCAGUCUCAGUGGAUGAAGGUAUCAGUGAAGAGAGUAUAGAUCCCAGACAAAAGGUUUAUGGAGUCAACCGUUAUACAGAGAAACCUUCUAGAAGCUUCCUGAUGUUUGUGUGGGAUGCACUGCAGGACUUAACUCUAAUCAUUCUUAUAAUUUGUGCUGUAGUUUCUAUUGGUGUAGGGAUCGCUACUGAAGGGUUUCCAAAAGGAACAUAUGAUGGUGUAGGAAUCAUACUUAGUAUUUUUUUGGUUGUCAUUGUUACUGCUGUCAGUGACUACCAGCAAUCCCUACAGUUCAGAGAUUUAGACAAAGAGAAGAAGAAGAUCUUUGUUCAUGUCACCAGGGGUGGAAAAAGGCAGAAGAUCUCAAUAUAUGAUAUAGUAGUUGGUGAUAUUGUUCAUUUGUCGACCGGAGAUCAAGUUCCAGCUGAUGGGCUGUAUAUAUCAGGAUACUUUUUACUUAUAGAUGAAUCGAGUUUGUCAGGUGAGAGUGAACCUGUAAAUGUGAAUGAAGAAAAGCCUUUUCUUCUCUCAGGAACCAAAGUGCAGGAUGGUCAGGGGAAGAUGUUAGUUACAACAGUUGGUAUGAAGACUGAAUGGGGAAAAUUGAUGGAAACUCUAAAUGAGGGUGGAGAGGAUGAGACACCAUUGCAGGUGAAAUUGAAUGGAGUUGCUACAAUUAUUGGUAAAAUUGGUUUAUCUUUUGCUUGCUUGACAUUCGUGGUGUUGACAAUCAGAUUUCUUGCUGAGAAAGCAAUUAAUGGUGACAUAUCAAGUUGGUCUUCAAAUGAUGCAUUGAAGCUACUGGACUUCUUUGCUAUUGCUGUAACCAUAAUAGUGGUUGCGGUUCCUGAAGGAUUACCAUUGGCUGUGACACUCAGUCUUGCUUUCGCUAUGAAAAAAUUAAUGAAUGACAAGGCACUUGUGAGACACCUUUCUGCCUGUGAGACUAUGGGUUCAAGUAGUUGCAUUUGCACAGAUAAGACAGGGACAUUAACCACUAACCAUAUGGUAGUCAAUAAAAUAUGGAUAUGCGAAAAAGCGACGCAUAUAAAAGGUAAAGAGAGUGCAGAUGAACUGAAAACAACUAUACCUGAGGGAGUACAAAGCAUCCUUUCUCAGGCUAUAUGUCAAAAUACAUCUGCUGAAGUAGUUAAGGAUAAAGAUGGAAAUAACACAAUAUUGGGAACUCCAACAGAAUCGGCAUUGAUGGAAUUUGGCUUGCUUUUAGGUGCUGAUUUUGAUGAACAGCGUAGAGUGUAUAAGAUACUCAAGAUUGAGCCUUUCAAUUCAGUGAGGAAGAAGAUGUCUGUGCUUGUGGCUCUUCCGGAUGGAGGAGUCAGAGCUUUCUGCAAGGGUGCAUCAGAGAUAAUAUUAAAAAUGUGCAACAAAAUCAUUGACCACAAUGGAGAAGUUGUUGACCUUCCUGAAGACCAAGCAGAUAAUGUAACUGCUGUUAUAAAUGGCUUUGCCUCUGAAGCUUUGAGAACUCUUUGUUUGGCUGUCAAAGAUAUAAAUGAAACCGAAGGGGAUAUCAAUAUCCCUGACAGUGGCUAUACUCUGAUAGCCAUAGUAGGAAUCAAGGAUCCUGUACGCCCUGGGGUAAGGGAAGCAGUUCAAACUUGUUUAGCCGCCGGAGUAACUGUCCGGAUGGUCACUGGUGAUAACAUUCACACGGCCAGAGCUAUAGCUCAAGAAUGUGGUAUACUUACUGAGGGUGGUGUAGCAAUUGAAGGACAAGAAUUUCGUAACUUGUCUCCAGAGCAAAUGAAGGAUAUUAUACCAAGAAUUCAGGUGAUGGCACGAUCCUUACCACUUGACAAGCAUAAGUUAGUAACCAAUUUGAGGAGCAUGUUUGGUGAGGUUGUUGCUGUUACCGGCGAUGGAACCAACGAUGCUCCAGCAUUGCAUGAAUCAGACAUUGGACUUGCCAUGGGCAUAGCUGGAACAGAGGUUGCAAAAGAAAAUGCUGAUGUGAUUAUAAUGGAUGACAAUUUCACCACCAUUGUCAAUGUUGCCAAAUGGGGAAGAGCAGUGUACAUAAACAUUCAAAAAUUUGUGCAGUUCCAGUUAACGGUUAACAUUGUUGCUCUGGUUAUCAACUUUGUUUCAGCAUGCAUCACAGGAUCUGCACCACUCACAGCUGUGCAGUUGCUUUGGGUUAACUUGAUUAUGGACACAUUGGGUGCAUUAGCCCUUGCUACUGAACCUCCUAAUGAAGGACUUAUGAAAAGGCCCCCAGUUACAAGGGGAGCAAGCUUUAUAACCAAAACCAUGUGGAGGAAUAUCAUUGGUCAAAGUAUAUAUCAGUUAAUUGUCCUUGGAAUUCUAACCUUUGAUGGGCUGAAGCUACUCAAUAUUAGUGGUCCAGAUGCAACUAAAGUGCUCAACACCUUGAUAUUCAACUCCUUUGUAUUUUGCCAGGUGUUCAAUGAGAUAAACAGCAGAGACAUGGAAAAGAUAAAUGUAUUCAGAGGCAUGUUUCGGAGCUGGAUAUUCUUGGGGAUAAUUUUCGCGACGGCGGUGUUUCAAGUGAUAAUAGUUGAGUUCUUGGGAACUUUUGCCAGCACUGUCCCUCUAAACUGGCAAAUGUGGUUACUCAGUAUUGCAAUUGGUGUAGUUAGCAUGCCGCUUGCUGCUAUAAUCAAGUGCAUUCCAAUUGAAAGAGCUUCUGCAAUUAAGCAUCACCAUGAUGGAUAUGAGGCACUGCCUUCUGGUCCUGAACUAGCUUAAAAUGUCAUCAGAAUUCGGUUGUCUUCCAUCCUUUUCAUUUUCACAACUUUGGUGUACUAAUUUUUAUUUUUCUUUCUCUUUUCCCCUCUUUUUGGGGAAACUAAUCUCACUAAAAGAAAGUGGUUGAACAUUGACAAGGUCUAACUAUACCCUACAGUGUCAUUAAUGCAGUUAUUUACUAUUUGGAGAAAUUUUCAGUUGCUCUUGGUCACUGAAUGUGCAUCACCUUGUGAAAUAUUUGACAAAUUUAUUAUUUUAUUUGUAAUGGUGAUUCAGGCCCAGUGAUACUUAGCAUGGAAAUUCUAUCUCUAAAGGGUUUUGAGAAAUUGUCUGAUACACUCGAUACAUGACAUAACUAUUUUUAUUUAUAUGAUUAAAAAAAGGCUUGAAAACA
Messenger RNA from Arachis stenosperma, 3633 nucleotides. RefSeq names its product calcium-transporting ATPase 4, plasma membrane-type-like. Gene Ontology annotation, molecular function: ATP binding; ATP hydrolysis activity; P-type calcium transporter activity. The transcript has 7 exons. Gene Ontology annotation, cellular component: membrane; intracellular membrane-bounded organelle. The record is from RefSeq and is a predicted model, not a curated record. Gene Ontology annotation, biological process: calcium ion transmembrane transport. The coding region runs from base 129 to 3239 and encodes 1036 amino acids. Lineage: Eukaryota; Viridiplantae; Streptophyta; Magnoliopsida; Fabales; Fabaceae.